Messenger RNA from Rangifer tarandus platyrhynchus (Svalbard reindeer), 408 nucleotides. The record is from the annotation of a GenBank genome assembly. Lineage: Eukaryota; Metazoa; Chordata; Mammalia; Artiodactyla; Cervidae.
AUGGGUGGUCCAGGACUAGGCCGGCCUAAUAGAGGCGAAGCCCGGUGCCCGAGCUGCGGGGCCGUCAUCCCUGAGAAACGCCGCGGUGGGAGGACCCCCGAGGAGGCGGAGCGAAAGCUGCACGGUGCGGCCGGCCAAGCUCUGAACCUGAGUAAGCCAGCCUGCGUGAGGGCACCACGAGGCCCCAGGCCCGGGCCUGGCCGGGGAUGGGGGGCCAGGCCCCUCCUAAAGCGGAGCCCGAGCCCCCGGAGGGCCAGGCCCGGCUCCUCUAGUUACCUUUCCGUCCGCCGCCGCGGAGCUGCCUGCGGCCCGAGCUCCGGGACUAAAGAGGCUCCAAAGACCCACGUCUCUCGAAAGGUUGUUGUGCAGUCCGGAUCCAAGCCAUGGUGUGAGCGGCGCUGUGCCUAA